Molecule: messenger RNA, 894 nt
Organism: Eucalyptus grandis
Lineage: Eukaryota; Viridiplantae; Streptophyta; Magnoliopsida; Myrtales; Myrtaceae
Product: disease resistance protein RPV1-like
Exons: 2
Coding region: 1-894 (297 amino acids)
Biological process (GO): defense response; signal transduction
Source: RefSeq, a predicted model, not a curated record
AUGAGUACCUCUGCUUGUAAUCGGUGGACAUACGAUGUGUUCUUGAGCUUUAGAGGAGAAGAUACUCGCAGAAGAUUCACCGGCCACCUUUACUCUGCCUUGGAAGAUGCAGGAAUCAAAGCUUUCAGAGACGACAAGGCUCUUCCAAGAGGAGAGACGAUCUCAUCCAAACUUUUGCAAGCUAUAGAAGAGUGGAGGAUAUCCAUUAUUGUUUUCUCGACGAAUUAUGCUGAUUCGAGGUGGUGUCUGGAAGAGCUUGAGAAGAUAAUGGAGGUCAAGGAAAUGCAUGGACGGUUGGUCCUUCCUGUGUUCUUUGACGUUAAUCCUUUAGAAGUGCGGAAACACACUGGUAGUUUUGCCCGAGCACUUGCUGAACAUGAAGCCUAUUUCGAGGAAGAGAGGGACAGAGUCGACAGGUGGAGGACAGCUCUUACAAAAGCAGGAAAUUUAUCGGGCUGGGAUCUGAAGGAUUUUGCAAAUGGGCAUGAGGCUAUACUCAUCAAGGUCAUCGUAAACAAGGUAUUGCAAGAAUUGCCAUACGCAUACCUGGAUGUUCCACCAUUCAGGGUUGGACUUGAAACUCGAUUAGAGAAAAUAAAAUCAUUGCUAAACCUACGCUCGGAUGAGGUGCUCUUCAUGGGAAUCUGCGGAAGAGAAGGAAUUGGCAAGAUGACAAUAGCUGAAGCUGUUUAUGACUGUUUCUUUCACGCCUUUGAAGGGAGAAGUUAUCUUUCGAAUGUGAGGCAACCAAAUGAUCUGAUUAGCUUGCAAGAGCAAUUUCUUUCAGACAUUGUGAAGCAUAGAUGCAUAAAAAUACACAAUAUUCGUAUGAGAAUUAGUGUUGUUAAGAGAACUUUAUGCAAGAAAAGGGUUUUAUUUUGCUGGACGAUGUGA